Teleopsis dalmanni is the source of this 3826-nucleotide messenger RNA. RefSeq lists its product as uncharacterized. Gene Ontology annotation, cellular component: nucleus; nuclear body. The transcript is spliced from 18 exons. The record is from RefSeq and is a predicted model, not a curated record. The coding region runs from base 419 to 3688 and encodes 1089 amino acids. Gene Ontology annotation, molecular function: zinc ion binding. Gene Ontology annotation, biological process: positive regulation of DNA-templated transcription. NCBI's taxonomy places the organism in Eukaryota, Metazoa, Arthropoda, Insecta, Diptera, Diopsidae.
UUCCUUUAAAUUCUGUAUUCAUUUUAUCGAUUUUAUACAAAAUGUAAUUUGCUUACAUCAUGUGCACGUAUGCAAGAUUUGCUAUUUGUCAAAACAUAACACUUACAGACUGCAACAGUGAUGCCAAUGUCUUGUUUAGCGAGUAUAGAAAAACAUGCGUUUUUUGCGAGUGUUGCUAUUUUUUGCCACAAAUCGGAGAGGCCUAAUAUACCUAUUGUUACAUUUAAAUGUUAUAGUUAUCAUGUCUACUUUUACAUUACAUGGUUCCGAAUAUUGGGCUUUAAAAAUGGUGGUUUGGUCUUUUCGUUUAAAAAGCUACUGGCAGUACUGAUUGUUAAAUAAGCAAAACUAUUGUGAAUAAUAAUUUUUUAUAUUGAGAGUUGAAUUUUGUUUUGUUUAUGUUGCGCUUUAGUUUAAAAUGCAAAUUCAAAAAUAUACUGAACAAUCUUUAAUUUCAAAAAACUUCGAUUCAAGUCAAGACAACGAAGACGGUUUUGAUGAGUUGUGGUGCAGAACAUGCUGCGAGAAAAUUAGUUUGAGAUUCCUGCAUUUGUUGACAAAUGAAGCUAAUGUGCCUUCUUUGUCGAAUAUGUUGUCAGAAAUAGCCAAAAUUGAUGUGAAAACUAAAAACGGUGAUGGGUUCCCCGAGCAUAUUUGUGACAAUUGCGUAUACAGACUGAAAAUAGCUUACAACUUUGUUUUGCAAGCCCAGCAAUCUAAUGAAUACUUUGAGCAGAUGACUUGUAUGCUACUGAAGCAAAACUUGAACAAUUCACAACAAACACCUAUAACUAUGACAGAAAAUCUUACUUGCAAAUCUGAGUUUUAUGAUGAAUUUGCGAAUAUAGAGAAAAGCAAUGUUGACACGAACUCGGAGAGCUAUGAAAAUAUCUUUGAAGAUGUUACAGUAAAAGAUGAAACUUUACUUGAUGAGGAAAAUAAUGAUGAAGCAUUAGUGAAAUCUAUGGAUAUUCCGUCUCCAAAUAUAGAAAUGAAUAAUGACGACUGUAGAAGGAAAAAUGAUCGAAAGAUUGUUUACAUGCAAACAAGGAAACUAAAUAACAAACGGUAUGUAUGGAACCCAGCAGCGGAACAAGCGUUGUUUGAGCUGUGGGAAUCGAAUUUAAAACACCUUACUCAAACGCGUAGGAAAGGACACAUAUAUAAUGAAAUAUCUGAACAACUAAGUAGCAUUGGAUUUUAUCAUAGUGCCCGCGAAGUACAAGUGAAAAUAAAUAAUAUGACUCAAAAAUACAGAAAAGAAAAUCGCAAAAUAAAAUCUUCAGCUGAAUCACAGUCAAUGUGGAUACAUUAUGAAAGAGUGAAGAGAAUUAUUGGAGAUUUCAAAUGCAAGAAUAUUGAACAACUCCAAACAGAAAACGUUGACGUAUGUUUGGAUGAUUCAAUAUCUAUUGAUGUAAACAUAAGGACACAAUCUUCAUUGUCAAGAAUAACAGAUAGAUCCGGCCUAAUGCCACCAUCGCCAUCAUAUUUAGAAAGUACAUCACCAAUAUCGUUGGAAAGUUCGAUGGUAGAAUCAACGCCUACGUCGCCAAAACCGAAAAGAAGAAAAUCAAAUUCUUUUCAACAAAGGAUAUUAACCAAUUCGAAGAAAUCAAAAGAAACACCAAUAUCUUUGACAGAAAAUCUUACUUGGGAACCUGAUGAUAAUAGCGAUUCAGAUGCGCAAUAUGAAAUGAAAAAUAUAAAAGCACAAAGUAUAAAUAUUGGUACAAUUUUACAAAGUUCUAAAAAUUCUUUUAAAAAUAAUGUUGAACAAAAAGAUGAAAUGACUUCUGGUGUAGAAAAUGAAAAAAUUAAAAUUAAAGAUCUCUGCUUAAAUGAAUCCAUAACAUCGGAAAAAUUGGUGGAUACGCCAUUACCAAUUAUAAAAAUAAAUCACAAUAGAAAAUAUAAAAGCAAAACUUAUCAGAAUAUUGCUAUGUUGCUUAAACGAAAGCAAAAAGAAAAGCUAUAUAGUAUAAAUCAAAAACGAGAUGUAUGGAGCCCCACAGCAGAACGAGCUUUACUAGAAAUAUGGGAACUUAAUUCGUAUCGCCUAAAUCGUACACGUAAAAAUGGGCACGUCCAUAAAGAAAUAUCUGCAGAGCUUAGUAAACUCGGAUUUGUGCACAAUCCCCGUGAAGUACAAGUCAAAAUAAAUAAUAUGACUCAAAAAUAUAGAAAAGAAAAUCGCAAAAUAAAAUCUUCAGCUGAAUCACAGUCAAUGUGGAUGCAUUAUGAAAGAGUGAAGAGAAUUAUUGGAGAUUUCAAAUGUAAGAAUAUUGGAGAACUCCAAACAGAAAACGUUGACGUAUGUUUGGAUGAUUCAAUAUCUAUUGAUGUAAACGCAAGGACACAAUCUUCAUUGUCAAGAAUAACAGAUAGAUCCGGCCUAAUGCCACCAUCGCCAUCAUAUUUAGAAAGUACAACACCAAUAUCGUUGGAAAGUUCGAUGGUAGAAUCAACGCCUACGUCGCCAAAACCGAAAAGAAGAAAAUCAAAUUCUUUUCAACAAAGGAUAUUAACCAAUUCGAAGAAAUCAAAAGAAACACCUAUAUCUUUGACAGAAAAUCUUACUUGGGAACCUGAUGAUAAUAGCGAUUCAGAUGAGCAAUAUGAAAUGAAAAAUAUAAAAGCAGAAAGUAUAAAUAUUGGUACAACUUUACAAAGUACUAAAAAUCCUUUUAAAAAUAAUGUUGAACAAAAAGAUAAAAUGAGUUCUGGUGUAGAAAAUGAAAAAAUUAAAAUUAAAGAUCUCUGCUUAAAUGAAUCCAUACCAUCGGAAAAAUUGGUGAAUACGCCAUUAUCAAAUAUAAAAAUAAAUCACAAUAGAAAAUAUAAAAGCAAAACUUAUCAGAGUAUUGCUUUAUUGCUUACACGAAAGCAAAAAGAAAAGCUAUAUAGUAUAAAUCAAAAACGAGAUGUAUGGAGCCCCACAGAAGAACGAGCUUUACUAGAGAUAUGGGAACUUAAUUCGUGUCGCCUAAGUCGUACACGUAAAAAUGGGCACGUCCAUAAAGAAAUAUCUGCAGAGCUUAGUAAACUCGGAUUUGUGCACAAUCCCCGCGAAGUACAAGUGAAAAUGAAUAACAUGAUUCAAAAAUAUAGAAAACAAAAUCGCGAAUUACAGUUUUCAGGCGCAUCUGAGACUGUGUGGACAUAUUACGAAAGCUUAAAGAGAAUUAUUGGAGAUUUAGAAUGUGAGAAUAAGAAACAAUUCCAAGUAAAGAGCUUUAAUGUUGCUCGCUUACAAGAUCCAAUUAUAGUAAAAUCUAUGGAAUCACCAAUUCCAGAUACAGUAAUAAAUAACAUCACAAGUUGCAAAAGCAAGACUCAUCAAAAGAUUGUUUCACUGCGCAACCGAAAACGAAAGAAGAUUUAUCAAAAAAAUAACAAACGGUAUGCAUGGAGUCGAGAAGCGGAACAAGCAUUAUUUAAGCUAUGGAAGUCGAAUUUAAAACAUAUUCUUGGUACACAUAGAAAAGAGCAUAUAUAUAUAAAAAUAUCUGUACAGCUUGCAAAAAUUGGAUUUCACUACAGUGCCCGUGAAAUUCAAGUGAAAAUAAAUAACAUCACUCAAAUAUAUAGAAAAGAAAAUCGGAAAAUAGAGUUCUCAGGUGAUUCACGGUCUAUGUGGGUACAUUACGAAACCGUAAAGAGUAUUAUUGGAGAUUUUAAAAGCUAGAAUUUUAAAACUUUGUAAACACAAAUUAGCUAUGGAGAACAAAUAAUCGAAAAUCCCUUCGAUUUUUACAUCAUAGGUUAUUUUUGGUUUAUGUCUUAAUAAUAUUAAUUUAUAUUUUCUUAACGUGCACUAUUUAUA